GGCUGGGCGCACCGCCCGGGGACUGGCACCGCACGCCCCGGCACGCCUGGACGCCCAGGCCGAGGGAACCCCCUCUGCUCCCCAGCCCCCAGGGACGAGUGCCCGCCGCGGGGCCCUCGGAACCAGAGCCAGCCGGGCGGGGCGGCGCCUCCAGGCUACCAGAUGUUCGCCAUCCAGCCAGGGGUAGCUGAGGUGGGGCAGUUCCAGGGGGGCCCGCCUCCUGGAGGAUGUCAGCCCGAGCUUCAACCAGACAGCAACUCCAACUUUAUGGCAAGUGCCAAGGAUGCCAAUGAGAAUUGGCACGGGAUGCCAGGCCAAGUGGAGCCCAUACGGAUGAGGAGCUCCGAGUUGCCCUCUGACAACCAGACCUUCCAGUCUCCUGGGCUCCCCCAGGGGGAGGUCCGCAGCCCCCCGGAGGGGGCAGAGAUCCCUGGAGCUGGGCCUGAGAAGAUGAGUGAUGCCGGCACAGUCUGUUCCCCUCUGGAGGACAACGGCUAUGCCAGUAGCUCCCUGAGCAUUGACAGCCCUAGCUGCAGCCCUGAGCCUGCCUGUGGGACCCCUCCCAGCCCUAGCCCUCCAGAUCCCCUUCUGCCUUCCGUGGCCCAGGCCGUACAGCAGCUGCAGGCUCAAGAGCGCUUCAAAGAGCAGGAGAAGGAGAAGCACCACGUGCACUUGGUGAUGUACCGUCGCCUGGCUCUGCUCCAGUGGAUCCGGGGCCUGCAGCACCAGUUGGUUGACCAGCAGGCCCGUCUGCAGGAGAGCUUUGACACCAUUCUAGACAACCGGAAGGAGCUUAUCCGCUGUCUCCGUAGGGCAGCACCAUCCAGGCCCCAGGACCAGGGCUAAGGGUGUCUGUUCAGGGGUGCAAAGGUUUAUGUAUAUAUUUGCAGGCAUGUGUGUGGUUGUGCACAAGCAAGUACAGAUUAUUUGCUGGUAUGAGUGCAGGGUAGCAUGAGUGUAUCAGUGCUAACAUGUAGGCAGAUGUGCACAGGCCAUGUGUGAAUCAGCACCUGUGCAUCAGCGUGUGUGCUGUGUGGACACAUGAGCUAACUUCUUUGCAGGCCUGUGUGUGUGUACAUGUGUGUAUGUAUAGCAUGUAUGUAGGAGGGAGUAAAUUUGUAUAUGCAUGUGUGGAUAGGCACCCCAUGGCGUGUGUAUAUAUGGGUGAGUGAAGAUAUAUAUAUAAAAGAUGUGUGUUUUACAUAUGAGUGAGUUUGAACGUGUAGAUUUGUGGUGGGUGUUUGUGAGUGAGCCCUUGUGUGUGCAGGCCUAUGUAUAGGUGUGCAUGUGUGACAUGUGCAGGUGUGUGCAUGAGAUGUGUAUAUUAGGAACAUGUAUAUUUGCAGGCUGACUCAGGAGCAAGUGUGUGCAAAUAUGUGUUCAAUUGCACAUGUGGGGCAUCCACCCAUACCUUAUGUUCCCCGUGGUCUACACUAGCCUUUUUUCUCCACGGGGUCCCACUGCUCCCUGGAGAGAGGGCUAGGCUGCUCUCAUUUAUCUGGAGGUUGUGGCUGAUCCAUUCUCUUGGGAUUUCUCGGGCUACCUCUCCUUAUCCCUCCGCUUUGCUCCUCCCAGACCCUGCUCUGCUAAGGCUGUUGUCCCUGAUGGUGGAUUUGCUGUAGGAAGUUAGGUGGCUGCUUCAGUCUACCAUGGCUUUUUGGCUGCGAUUUUGCCAGGGUGAUUGGUAGAGAACUGGUAUCAGUGAAAGGAGCUAGGAUGGUGACUGACACCAUGGCAGGCAUGGGGGAGGGAUCAGAGAAGAAGGUAGGGGACUGUCCCGCUUGAACUCUGCCACUGGGCACAUAGUCUGAGAUAGGGAUGGGGGAGAUGACAAUGGCAGAACCCUGUGAAGACUAGGAGAAUAGGAAUUCUAAAAUACCAGUGCCAAACACAUCACACCUCUCCACUGCAAAGGAGCUGUUGCAAACCACAUUGACUUAAGCUUCUGAUGAAAAGGAAUCUGUGUUAAUAUAAUGUCAUAUGUCAAUUAUACCUCAAUAAAAAAUAAAAAAUAAAAGGAAUGUGUGCUUUUUGGAAUGCAUAGGUGUUCCAAGGCUGUUGGGGAAAAUAUUACUUCCCUCCCUGUGCCUCUACUUGCUGUGCCUCUCUGGCUUUAGCAACACUGCAUAUGGAAUUAAUUUGGUCCGUUUCCCUGAAAUCAGACUGUCUGGGCCCGGAGGAGCCACAGUUUGGCUUUCUAGAGUGGGCAGUGGGCAGUAUCAGUCCUGCUACUGGAAGCUCUUAGGGUGCUGGGCCAUACCCCCUUCUGUCACUGCAUGGGGUUGACAGGCCCUAGCAGAGGCUACAUGAGGUGGAAAGCAGGUGAGUUCUGGGCAGAACUAAGGACUAAGGUAGCUGAGCUCCCUUCUUUACUUUUGGGAGCCAAGAGGAUGCAAGAUUCUGAUGGGUAAGCAGUAACAGAGGUCACUGACGCUGCCUCUGGCUCUCUGUCUCCCUGUCUGCAAAAUGUGUGGGUGGGUAGGUGAAAGGUGUAAGGAGUGAGGCUGAAGCAAUGGCCCCAGGGGAUUUUGUGUCUCACUCUUGCAUGUUGAGUGUAAACCUGGCCUCUGGACCAACCAGGACAAAUA
Hippopotamus amphibius kiboko is the source of this 2588-nucleotide messenger RNA. RefSeq names its product chromosome 1 C1orf216 homolog (gene C1H1orf216). The record is from RefSeq and is a predicted model, not a curated record. Bases 163 to 846 code for a protein of 227 amino acids. The transcript is spliced from 2 exons. Lineage: Eukaryota; Metazoa; Chordata; Mammalia; Artiodactyla; Hippopotamidae.